Messenger RNA from Telopea speciosissima, 513 nucleotides. RefSeq names its product 23.6 kDa heat shock protein, mitochondrial-like. Lineage: Eukaryota; Viridiplantae; Streptophyta; Magnoliopsida; Proteales; Proteaceae. Bases 1 to 513 code for a protein of 170 amino acids. The record is from RefSeq and is a predicted model, not a curated record. The transcript has a single exon.
AUGGUAUCUAAUAUUGGUUCUGUUAAUUCAUUAAAUUUCUUCACAGAUAUGUUCGAUCCGCAAUCACUGACUAGGACCUUGAACCUGAAUCUGAUGGAUUUAGGGAUGGGGACUGGAAAAAGGGAAUGGAUUGAUGGAAGAACGAGGGGAGGAUGGGAUCUGACGGAUUUAGGGACGGGGGCUGGUGGAACAAGGGGAGGUUGGGAUGUGAUAGAAGAAGAGAAAGGGCUCUACAUAAGGAUCGACAUGCCUGGCGUAGGGAAGGAAGACGUGAAGGUUUCGGUGGAAGAGAAUACGAUGACCAUCACAGGAGAAGGAGACAAAGAAUCUGGGUACAGAGAAAGUGGAAGAAGGGGAAGAAGGUAUUACAACACGAUCGUUAUUCCUAUGAAGCUCUUCAAGAUGGAUCAGAUCAAGGCAGAGAUGAAGAAUGGAGUGCUCACGAUUGUUAUUCUCAAAGUGAAAGAGGAGGAGAGUAAGGACAUCCACCAUGUCCAGAUCGAGUGCUCUUGA